This is a messenger RNA of Talaromyces stipitatus ATCC 10500, 3501 nucleotides long. Its product is annotated as gamma-tubulin complex component GCP5, putative. The record is from RefSeq and is a predicted model, not a curated record. Gene Ontology annotation, molecular function: gamma-tubulin binding; microtubule minus-end binding. Bases 112 to 2817 code for a protein of 901 amino acids. Lineage: Eukaryota; Fungi; Ascomycota; Eurotiomycetes; Eurotiales; Trichocomaceae. Gene Ontology annotation, cellular component: equatorial microtubule organizing center; gamma-tubulin complex; spindle pole. Gene Ontology annotation, biological process: meiotic cell cycle; mitotic cell cycle; microtubule nucleation. The transcript is spliced from 2 exons.
AAAUAAAUGAUUUCUAGUCUCAAAUUUGUUGCAACGUGAGAAGACGGAUCUGCCCGGCUGACACUACAUAAAUCUCCGCCUGCCCGAUGCAAUCAGCGGCGUGUUAUCAUCAUGGCCCGCUCGGCGGCCAUUGGGACUUUGAUCGAUGAAUUGAUUGUCACAAUAACACGAUCAGAUAAGACAUCUGCCACCUUUCCAUCCACCAAAAAGCGCUGCGAUGCAAUAUUGAAGGACAGCAGUACCUGGAAUCGCACCGAUCCAUUUGCUAUAGAGAAGCAUCUGGAUGGUUUACAGGAGAAAUUCCGCAUCCUCAACAAGGAUGAUCUGGCAGACGCUUUAGGUAGUCGUCUGUCAGAAUUGGAUGGACAGCGCUCGUCAUGGACACCUGAAUUAUUGUCUCUCUUGUUGCAGCUAUCUGACCGCCCUGCCAAUGUGUAUAAAGUGCCUAAAUUUGAAUCAUCUAGAUCUGGCGGCGCGUCCAUUGCCAUCAAAUGGUCAGAAAUAGACGCUGCCGGGUCUGAAUUUGCCGAUGAAGAUAUUUGGGACGAUAUUGACUAUGGUGCAGCUUCUUCUGAUAGUGAAUCUUCGCUCCCUUCCAGUGAUGUUUCAAUUCCGAGGAUACUGCCUCAAAGAACACAGCCAUUGCGAGAUGAGUUUGUAAUACCUGACGAACUCCUCUCAUGUGGAGACGAUGACGAAUUGAUAACGAUUAUUAAAAGCGGCCAUUUCUGGGAGUACGACUCUGCUGCAGUCCGCGAGUUUUCGGAGAGUCAUACUCGUUUCGUUACGGAGCUGCAGGCUGUCCGUGAAAUACUGUUCAUGCUGCAAGGAUUGCCUACAUCAUUAUUUUGGAAUAUCGAUAACAGUAUUGCUGUGGACAGGAGAUAUGCUCUCAGCCAUGCCUCUAAUUCAGUGUUCCUAUAUAUUCUUCGUUCUUGUGCCGAUAUUGGCGUUGAACUUGGAAAAUUAAGAAAAUUUGUACAGAUUCCACAAUCUGUAGUGUUCUUGCAAACAUUCACCCGAGGUGUUGAGAAGGAACUUGCAGAGUUUGAUGCUUUUUUGUCGCAGAAGCAACUGAGCUAUCUGUCGUCAGGGAAUACAGUCACGGUCAGUCUGUUACAAUUGACAGAAGAGGUCCAGAAAGAAGUACGAGUACUCUUGGUCCUGGGUAAUCUCGUCACCAAACUGGGGUCAGCGCCACCAGAGCAGUCAUUUCUUUGUCUAGACUUGCUAUAUAAUCUGGUUUGCAUUAAUCAAGCCUCUGGAAACGAACAUGAAUACAGAUCUCUCGCAAAGCUUUUCUUCUCCUGCUUUGAAGCUUAUGCACGACCGUUGCGCUUGUGGCUAGAAAGUGGAGAUCUCGAGUCUUCUCAAGAUCACUUUUUCAUCACCGAUCGUCGACACGAGCAUGACCUGCAGACAGUAUGGCAUGACUGGUAUCUUCUAAGGGAGACGUCUGGUCAUCUCCAUGCGCCGAUAUUCAUCAAACCAAGUGCCCGGAGAAUUCUCACCACAGGAAAGAGCAUGGUUUUUCUACAAAAGCUGAAUGUUGCGAUAGACGAGUCUGAGUCAACCCAUUGGCAACCACUCAAGUUUGAAGCUGUCUGUCCAGACGAUACAUCAUGGCAACUCUUACCCUUUUCCAGUCUCUUAGACCAGGCUGUCGAGAACCUGAUUUCAACAAAUCACAUCCUAGCUUCGAGUAUGUUGCGGGAUCAGCUCAACAAGGAAUGUGGAUUAUGGACAUCGCUCUCUGCCUUGCAAUAUAUCUAUCUAUGCAAAGAUGUUUCGGUCUCUGCCGCAAUUGAUAGCAAGAUCUUCGAAUCACUCGAUAGACGUGGUGGAGUCUGGAACGAUCGAUACCUUCUUACCGAAUUAGUACAAAGUGCCUUUGGCGAAACGGAUUGUGUCGACACAUCUCGACUCAUUGUGCGUUCGGCGCGCAAUACGUUGCACGAUUUUGAGAGCCAGAGCCGUAAAGUCAAGAUACUCAAGUCCAUCUCGAUAGACUAUGUACUUCCCUGGCCUGUUGCUAACAUCAUCACCAAACCCGCUAUGAAUAUGUAUCAACGCAUUUCUACAUUUCUGAUGCAGAUCCGACGGGCGAAAUACAUUCUUGAACGACAACGACUACUGAAGAAGGAUUACACCGGGGACAACGAUGAUGAAGAUGAUGGCUUGAGCUAUAUUAUCCGGCACAAUUUGCUUUGGUUCGCAAACACACUUUACGGGCAUAUCACGGAUAUGGUAAUAGCCACCAACACCACAACCAUGGAAAAGACUCUGGCAGAGUCGCCAGAUAUAGAUGGCAUGAUUUCCGUGCAUGAAUCUUACAUGUCUUCAAUUGAGGAGCAAUGUUUCUUAUCGCAUAAUCUAGCGCCUAUUUAUCAAGCAAUUAUCAACCUGCUUGAUUUGUGCAUUCAUUUUGCCGAUAUUCAAGCUGCGCGUCAUGGAGAUGCGAAUCGAUACGAUACAUCGCAUCGCUCAUCUACUGCCCUCAACGGUCAAAGACAACAAUCGAGACGAAGACGUCACCGAAGACGGACAGCGGAUAGCUCUGACUCCGAGGAUGAAGAUCACAACGAUCAUGAUCGUGAAAAUGAUGACGACGAGGAUUACUACGAUGAAGGAAAUACGACUAGUAUAUCAUUCAUUGAAUCAUCUUAUUCACACAGACUGGAAUAUGUUAUGAGGCAGUUUCAUCGAUCACUGGCAUUUGUCAUUGCGGGACUGAGAGGUGUCGGGAGGGUAGAUGGACAACAGAGUUGGGAUAUACUUGCUGAUCGAUUGUCGUGGAAUGCGCAGUUGAAGAGGUGAUAUAUCCAUAGUCAAUAAAUAACUCAUGAGAUCUACAUAACAGGAACUUUGCCAUUUUGAUAUAACAUCAGUUAUGUCAUUGCUUAGUAAAACCGUCAAUACAAAUAUGCAGAUUUUUUUAUAUAGAAAGAAUAAUGAACGGAAACACGCAGUAUACCUAACCAACCCAUCUGCGAGCACUAUAAAAGAUGCGUCCCCAAGGACCAACAUCCCCCCAUUUCUCCGCAUCCGCUGGUAACCAACUAGCAACACCGCCAAUAACGGUACGUUCCGGAUGAGGCAUAAUAGCCAAAACACGACCGUCAGGAGACCUGAUACCGGCGAUGCCUUCCGGACUACCGUUCGGAUUGUAUGGGUAUGUCAUGGUGGGUUUGAGGGUGGUAUUGUCCACAUAUCGGACGGGGGCAAGGUUAUGUCUGACAAAGUCUUGUGCGGUGACGUCCGGGGUCAUUGUAAAGGAUGCGCGACCUUCUCCAUGAGCCACUGCAAUGGGAAGCGAGGAGCCGUGCAUACCGUGCAGGAAGACGGAUGGUGCAGAAGGGUCAGGGUCGGAGACAUGUACCAUUGCAACGCGACCUUCGUAUUGUUCGCUGGCGUUUCGCUCAAAGCUAGGCCAGGAUUGGGCACCGGGGAUGAGCUCCUUGAGUCGUGAGAGGAAUUGACAUCCGUUGCAGACACCGAGGG